Molecule: messenger RNA, 1782 nt
Organism: Ascochyta rabiei
Lineage: Eukaryota; Fungi; Ascomycota; Dothideomycetes; Pleosporales; Didymellaceae
Exons: 2
Coding region: 1-1782 (593 amino acids)
Source: RefSeq, a predicted model, not a curated record
AUGCUGGUCACGGUCCCUCGUGUUGCACUUGCAUUCCUGAUCACGCCACCAAAACUGCUGCGUCAGAAUCCUGCUCUCGGCAAUCCUGCUCUCAACAGUCCUGCCAAUGAUGAGUCUCCCCUGCUCGAAUGUCUGCAGGUUGCGCCUCCCAUUGCAAUCCCCCCAGCGACAUGUCACCAAACUCUAAUGGUACACACCUUUGCCCUCUCGUAUGGCCAACCUUUCGUAGGCCAGUACUACCCGCCAAAUUGCAGAUACAACCGUGUAGUCUUCAACCUGACCGUCACUUCUGCAGGACGUCAGUUCGAUCGACUCGCUUUGAUGUUUUUUGACGAUGUCGAGAUAUUCCGGACAUCGACGGCAGAGCCGACUCAUAAUGGCAUUGUGUGGAAGUACGCCAAGGAUAUGAGUAGCUAUCUUGCCUUGUUCAAGCAACCUCAUAAGAUCAUCUUCGAUCUUGGGAACCUUGUAGACGACACGUAUACCGGAGCUUGGCAAACUACCUUGACAGCGACUUACUUCACUGCCGACGAUUUGCUGGUGCCCGCGGAUACCAUCUUCCCAGUAUCUGCGCGCCGAUCUUCCGCAGAUAGGCCGAGUCAUUUCACCCUACCUGCGUCAAGAGCCAUCGAUGCUCUGAAGAUCCCGCAGAAUGCCAGGAGAGCCGUGUUUUCGAUAUCGGCUUGUGGUCAGGCUGCUGAAGAGUUUUGGUGGAGCAAUGUCCUCUCGUCUGAUUCACAAGUAUUUGGCGACGACGAUGUUCUCUACGGUCACUCGCCCUUCCGAGAGCUACAACUCUUUAUUGACGACCAACUGGCUGGUGUUGCAUGGCCGUUCCCAGUGAUCUUCUCAGGGGGUGUCGUUCCUGCAUUUUGGAGACCCCUCGUAGGCAUCGAUACAUUCGACCUGGUUGAAGACGAGAUCGACGUAACACCAUUCCUUCCGAGACUCAACGACAACGAGGACCACGUCUUUGAAAUCCGAGUGGUUGGUAUAGAGGACAAUGGUCACGGCCAUGGCGAGCUCACGCAGUCAAUUGAAUCAAAUUGGGUGGUUACAGGCAAGCUGUUCAUUUGGCUUGAUGCUGACUCUAGCAUUGUCACAGGUACGAGUCACACAAUACAACGCCCAAUCCCUUCGAUCAGCGUAUUCUCCAGCGCAGUCAAGGACGUUGUCGACUCGCUCCAGUACUCGGUUUACGUCUCUCGCUUCAUCCACAUCUCAUCCACCCUCGAGACAUCGAAAGGCCCAGAAGAGGUCUCUUGGACCCAGAAUCUUGUAUACUUCAAUCACGGCACGCUCACAGGCAAGGGCAACGACCAGAUCGUCUGGCAGAACACGAGUGGAAACAACACAUCACCAUCCUCGACUUAUUUCAAGUCCUUUGCGUACCCCCUGUGGGUUACCUCGUCUUACCGAGCACCCCCGAGCGGUGGCUUUGCCAUUGAUGCUACGAUACGGCGAGCCAAGAAUAUCGAGCAGACCGGUGAACUUGCCUUUCACGACGGAUGGAAGCCAAUGGCGUCUAAAUACGCAAUAUACAAUGGAACAAGACUAGGAAAUUCACAAAACGGCACGGCAUCUUACAUCAGUACCCCAGCGCAGAAGAUAUCACAUGGCUUUGGCAGUAUGGAGCAACACUAUGUGCUUAGCGGCAUUGACGGCGUUUGCGAACCAACGGUUCACAAUGACGAAGUGCUUUACCAACAGGGCAUACUUGCAGUGAAUGGAUCAGUAGUGGCCGGUGGGGAGGCUUCUGAGGAUCAGACAACCGGCUUAUGA